Messenger RNA from Rhinolophus ferrumequinum (greater horseshoe bat), 4197 nucleotides. RefSeq names its product POP1 homolog, ribonuclease P/MRP subunit (gene POP1). Gene Ontology annotation, biological process: tRNA 5'-leader removal. Bases 12 to 3170 code for a protein of 1052 amino acids. Gene Ontology annotation, cellular component: nucleolar ribonuclease P complex; ribonuclease MRP complex. The record is from RefSeq and is a predicted model, not a curated record. The transcript has 16 exons. Lineage: Eukaryota; Metazoa; Chordata; Mammalia; Chiroptera; Rhinolophidae.
CGCACUGGCGCAUGCUCCCUCCAGCUCUCUCACCGUUCACGUCGUUUUGGAGACUGUGGCGGAGCCUUGUCAUUCUGACCGGGAAGCCCUGGCUUCCUCCGUCGGUUCGUCAAGCAGAAAUGUCUAAUGCAAAAGAAAGAAAACAUGCUAAGAAAAUGAGAAACCAGCCCACUAAUGUGACUUUAUCCUCUGGCUUUGUGGCUGAUAGAAGUGUAAAGCACCAUAAUGGAGGUGGAAAACCUUUCCGAGCUCAAAAACAAGAGUCUUUUUCUGGAACUUCACGACAGCGGCAAACCAGAAUGACCCACUAUUCACCACCUGAGCCUGAUGUGAAUGAGCAGUCUUCCUCCAAAGUCACGUUUAAUAAAAAGGGAGGAUGGAAAGCAGGUCCUGAGGGCACUUCUCAGGAGAUUCCUAAGUAUAUAACAGCUUCUACUUUUGCUCAGGCCCGAGCUGCUGAAAUCAGUGCUAUGUUGAAAGCAGUAACCCAGAAGUCUUCUAAUUCACUGGUUUUCCAGACUCUGCCACGGCACAUGAGACGAAGAGCCAUGAGCCACAAUGUGAAACGCCUUCCUAGACGGUUACAGGAGAUUGCCCAGAAAGAGGCAGAGAAAGCAGUACAUCAGAAAAAAGAACAUUCAAAAAAUAAAUGCCAUAAAGCUCGAAGAUGUCACAUAAACCGGGUGCUAGAAUUUAACCGUAGACAAAAGAAGAACAUAUGGUUAGAAACUCACAUCUGGCAUGCCAAGCGGUUUCACAUGGUCAAGAAGUGGGGCUACUGCCUUGGGGAGAGGCCGACAGUCAAGAGUCACAGAGCCUGCUAUCGAGCUAUGACAAACCGCUGCCUCCUUCAGGAUUUAUCCUACUACUGUUGUUUGGAGUUGAAAGGCAAAGAGGAAGAAAUACUAAAGGCACUUUCUCCAAUGUGUAGCAUAGACACAGGAUUGACUUUUGCAGCAGUUCACUGCUUGUCUGGAAAGCGCCAAGGUAGUCUCAUGCUUUACCGGGCAAAUAAAUAUCCAAGAGAAGUGCUGGGGCCUGUUACAUUUAUUUGGAAGUCUGAGAGGAGCCCUGGCGACCCUUCUGAGAACAGGCAGUUGUGGAUCUGGCUUCACCCAACUCUUAAACAGGAUAUUUUAGAGGAAAUAAAAGUGGUAUGCCAGUGUACGGAGCCCACCAAAUCAACUGUCUGCAUCUCCGACCCUCUUCUGACACCUAACCAAGAAAAAAGCCAAACUAAACUUCCUGAUGAGAAAAUUGGCAAGAAAAGAAAAUGGAAAGACGAUGGGGAAAAUGCUAAACCAAUUAAAAAAUUUAUUGGUGACGGAACUAGAGAUCCACAUCAAUUGUAUUCUUGGAUCUCACCAACCACAGGCAUUCUAAUCAGUGAUUUGACGAUGGAGAUGAACAGAUUCCGGCUGAUUGGUCCACUUUCCCACUCCAUCCUAACUGAGGCAGUAAAAGCUGCUGCUGUCCACACCGGAGAAGACACAGAGAACACACCUCACCGCUGGUGGACUGAAACCUGUAAAAAUCCUGAUAGCGUUUCCCUUCACCACAGACAGGAAGCCAUAUUUGCAUUGUUGGGAGGAAUAACAUCACCAGCAGAAAUUCCGGCAGGUACUAUUCUAGGACUGACAGUUGGGGAUCCUCGAAUAAAUUUGCCUCAGAAGAGGUCCAAAGUUUUGCCCAAUCCAGAAAAAUGCCAAGAUAAUGAGAAAGUUAGACAGCUGCUUCUGGAGGGUGUGCCUGUGGAGUGUACGCAUAGCUUUAUUUGGAACCAAGCUAUCUCUAAGAGUGUCACAGAGAAUAAAAUCUCGGAUCAGGAUUUAAACUGGAAGAGAAGUGAAUUGCUGGUGCCCGGGUCACAGCUUGUUUUAGGUCCCCAUGAAUCCAAGAUACCUCUACUUUUGAUUCAGCAGCCGGGAAAAGUGACUGGUGAUGACCGACGAGGCUGGGGAAGUGGCUGGGAUGUCCUGCUCCCAAAGGGCUGGGGCAUGGCUUUUUGGAUUCCUUUGAUCUAUCGAGGUGCAAGAGUUGGAGGAUUGAAAGAGGCUAUAAUGCAUUCUCAGUAUAAAAGGUCUCCUUACAUCCCAGGUGAUUUUCCAGACUGCCCUGCUGGGAUUCUGUUUGCUAAAGAGCAAGCCAAGAAUCUUCUUGAAAAGUACAAACGACGCCCUCCUGCAAAGCGGCCCAACUACGUUAAGCUUGGCACUCUGGCACCUUUCUGCUGCCCCUGGGAGCAGUUGACUCGAGACUGGGAAUUAAGAGCUCAGGCCCAAGAGGAAUCAUCUGUAGCUUCCUCUCCAAGUGGUGAGGAGAGCGACUGGAGAGGAGACGAGGUGCCUUGUGCUCCCACGCCGGAAAAAACUCAUCAAGUGUCUGAUGCAAUGGGCACAUCACUGCACGCCUGCAGUGAACCCAGAGGUCGAAUGGACACAGAGUGUCCAGCCCAGAUGGGCACUGAGUGGGCAACAGGCCAGGAUGCCGCCCGCAGGCACCUCUGCGUUCUUAGGAGUAGAGCAUCUCUGAAGCAGCUGUCAGCGUGGUGUGGGCCCAGUUCCGAGGACAGUCGGGCAGCCCGGCAAGUUCCCAGUGGAGGGCAGCAGGAACUGACCAGAGAGGCUUGCCUGUCCCUCUUGGACCGCUUCCCCAGGGCCCUGGUGUGGGUCAGCCUGUCCCUGCUCAGGAAGGGCAGCCCAGAGCCGCACGCCAUGAUCUGUGUCCCAGCCAAGGAGGACUUCCUCCAGCUCAGUCAGGAUCGGCUCUACUGUGGGCCCCAGGAAUCCAAGCACAGCGACCCAUUCAAGAGCAAGAUCCGGAAACAGAAAGAGAAGAAGAAACUAGAGAAGAGGCAGAACCAAGGGCAUACUGUGUCUGAGGGCCUGGAAGCAGGGCACACGAUGGCUGAGCACCAAGCUCCCACCCUGGGCUUGUGGUCGGGCCCUCUCCCCGAUGUGACUUCUCACUGCUCCAGAGUUCUCCUUGGCUUUGUCACACAGGGAGAUUUUUCUAUGGCUGUCGGCUGUGGAGAAGCCCUGGGGUUUGUUAGUUUGACAGGCUUGCUGGAUAUGCUGUCCAACCAGCCAGCCGGGGAGAGGGGCCUAGUGUUGCUGAGGCCGCCUGCCUCUCUGCAGUAUCGAUUCGCGAGAAUUGCUAUUGAGGUGUGAGUGCUGGUUUACGUCCUUGCAGGGUAUGGACGGUAACUGCGUUUGCCAAGUACCGCAAUAGGAGAGUUUUGUUUUCUCCAUCUUCUGUUUCAAAAUAUCACAUGAAAUUCCUUGGAAAUGAGAAUAAAAAAUUAUUGUAUUAUGCAAAUGGAUGAAAUGUUUACAUCAUUCCAGUAAUCUCAUUGAUUUCCGUCUUUCCUUGUCCUUGCUGAAUACUUUAAAAUUAUUUGGCAUAUAUAGUCAAAAGCUUUUCUCUUAUGAUUUCUUGGUCUGUGUAAUUCUUGCUGAAAAUAAUUAGAAGCUCUGUUUUCUCAUCCUCUUUUUUUUUUAUUAGGAACAAAGGGCUGACAAGUCUAUUUGAAAAACCUUGUAGUCAUGCGAUAAGCAACACUGGUUGUUUAAUGAUUUGAUUGUUACGGAAGAGGAAAAGAGUAUAAACAUCUGGCUUUUAUACAUGAAAUGUGGGCCCCCGUCUGGGCCAUGUUCAAUUCUGUAUGUAAUCAGCAUGCCUAACACUUUACACCAUAAAGAAGGAAAUCAUGGAAAAUUUAUUGCUACCUCUUAUUGAGCAGGCUCAGUUUAUGGCAAGAAUGUGGGGGUGGAAUUAGAAUGUGGAUCUUUGAUUUUAUUACCCAUCUUCUUUGUUGUCGACCAACACAUGAUCUUAGGAAUUACUUAAUUUUUCUGUGCUUUUUGUUUCUGCAAGGAAUUUUUCAAAGCAUAGAGGAGCAUUUCUCAAAAUAUAUUCUGUGAAAUGUGUUAACCUAAAAACAAAAAACAGAGAUUCUAAGGUCAUUUUGACUUGGGAAACUCUGGGUUUAACAUAGUUAAGCAUUUCUUUUUAAAGGACUUCUAGAACUUUCCAUAUUAUUUUGUACAUUGUGAAUCUCUAGGAAGUGGAUAAUAGUCUGCCGUGUUUUCUAAAUCUUUUUGAUCCCCAAACUCCUUUUGCAAGGAGCAUGUGGGGACAGAGUCCCAGAGAGCAGUUUCCAGGUUCUUGGUCUCAAGUGGAAAGGUGCUGGCUCGG